Messenger RNA from Gasterosteus aculeatus aculeatus (three-spined stickleback), 1973 nucleotides. RefSeq names its product phospholipid transfer protein (gene pltp). Gene Ontology annotation, molecular function: phosphatidylethanolamine transfer activity; ceramide transfer activity; lipid binding. Gene Ontology annotation, biological process: high-density lipoprotein particle remodeling; ceramide transport; phospholipid transport. NCBI's taxonomy places the organism in Eukaryota, Metazoa, Chordata, Actinopteri, Perciformes, Gasterosteidae. The record is from RefSeq and is a predicted model, not a curated record.
UGGGAUAAAGCUUUGCACAGGGAGAGGACAGUCAGUGUGAACAGGGACAGAAGAAGGAGAACACAUCAGCUCACCGACAGGAGCUCCGCCCCCAGUCUGCUGAUCUGUUGAGAUGUUCCGACACAGGAUGACCGUCCUUCUAUUGUCCCUCCUCUUCCUCCUGGUGUCCUCCAUCAUGGCCUCCAAUCAACCCGCCGGCUGCAAAAUCAGAAUUACUGACAAAGGCCUAGACAUGUUGAAGUUCGAGACUCAGAAGUUCGUAGAAGAAGAGCUCAGCAACAUCACGAUGCCGGAGAUGAAGGGCAAAGAGGGACGCUUCCAGUACACCAUCACCAACGUGAAGAUAACCGAGUUGAAUCUGACUCACGCCGAGCUGCAGUUCAUCCCUGACGUCGGUCUGCUGUUCGACGUCCAGAACUCGUCCAUCUCGCUGAGUUUCCACCGACAGAUCCUCUACUGGUUCUUUUACGACACAGGAAACAUCAACGCGUCGGCCGAGGGAGUGAACAUCAACACGGCGCUGAGUCUGAUCCGGGACGACGAGGGACGACUGAAGAUCAGUAACAUCACCUGCGAUGCCAAAAUCGCCAAGAUGAGGGCAAAGUUCAGCGGGACGUUGGGGAAGGUUUACGACUUCCUGGCCAGCUUUCUGACAACGGGGAUGCGCUUCCUCCUCAACAAACAGAUCUGUCCCGCUCUGAAUCACGCCGCGCUGGUCCACGUGAACUCGAUGUUGGAGACGAUCCCCGUGAGGACGGAGGUCGAUCAGUUCAUCGGUAUUGAUUACGCUCUGAUCGACGACCCAAUAGUGACGUCCAGGAGCCUCGACAUGAACUUCCGGGGGAUGUUCUUCACCCUGUCGGACCCGAACAGCACGUUGGUGAACUACGCCGUGGACCCGGUGAUCAGGGAGUACGACCGCAUGGUCUACCUCGCGCUGUCCGAGUACUUCUUCGACAGCGGCAUGUAUUCUUACUACAAAGCGGAAGUCUUCCAGAUGCACAUAUUCAACGAGAAGAUGCCCAAAGACCUGGAGAUGUUGUUGAAGACCACCUACUUUGGAGCCAUCAUGAUGCUGAACCCGGCUCUGGUGGACGCGCCGAUGUCUCUGCAGAUCGCCGUUAACUCGCCGCCAAAAACCUCCAUCAAGACGUCGGGGGCGACGGUUGUCAUGACAGCCAUCGUCAAAGUGAUGGUGCUGCCUCCGGGUCAGCCUCCGGUCCAGCUCAGCAGCAUGACCAUGGAAACUAAGUUUCACGCUAAAGUCUCGAUGAAGGGAAAACGUCUGUCCAUCCAUGCCGACCUGCGCAGAUUUAAAAUCUUCUCCAAUCAAUCGGCGCUGGAGUCUCUGGCACUGAUUCCUCUGCAGGCUCCCCUGAAGACCAUGCUGCAGAUGUCUGUGGUUCCAUUGAUCAACAACUGGACUAAGAGAGGAGUUCGGAUCCCUCUGGCUGAUGGGGUGGAUUUCAUUGAGGAAGUAGUUGAAUAUCACAACGGUUUCAUCUUGAUCGGCGCGAAUCUUCACUUCAGCAAAGGACUGAGAGAAAUGAUCGCAGAUCAGUGAAACCAGCAGCGGGUGAAGAAGUAUUCAGAUCCUUUUCCUGAAGUCUGAAGUCUGAAUGAACAUUGUGAAAAUACUCCACAAUACGUUAAAAGUCCUGCAUUUAAAACCCUACUUGUAAAAGUAUGUAAGUAUCGUACUUGAAACUAAAAGCAUUCAUGUUGUGGUGAAAUGUUCCUCGUCUGUGUUUUUCAACAAUAUACUGAAUGAUGUUUCUGGGUUAAUAGAUAAUUGCACUGCUGCAUUACUGUACAUGCGUCCUGCUGUAGAUGUUUUCAACUGCUUUGUACACUGUUGGGUAGUUUAAUCUGCAGCGAUGCAUCGUAUUAUUAUGUGUGUGUAGUCAUUUUAGCUCUCAGACUUUAAAGUAUUGUCUUUGACACAAUAAAAAGGUGAGAUCUUAUCAGCGGGA